Molecule: messenger RNA, 960 nt
Organism: Lagenorhynchus albirostris (white-beaked dolphin)
Lineage: Eukaryota; Metazoa; Chordata; Mammalia; Artiodactyla; Delphinidae
Gene: SATL1
Product: spermidine/spermine N1-acetyl transferase like 1
Exons: 9
Coding region: 1-960 (319 amino acids)
Cellular component (GO): cytosol
Molecular function (GO): N-acetyltransferase activity
Source: RefSeq, a predicted model, not a curated record
AUGUACAGUCAGAACACAGCAGGAAAUGAAGAAAAUUCGAGUCAAUAUAAACAUGCAAUCCACCAUCGUGAGAGUAAGACAGAAAUACAAACAGUCCUCACAGCAGGACUUGGCUACUGCAAUUAUGAGAAAAGAUCAGCAAACAGAGACUGUAACUCAGACCCUCUGGAAGCAGCCAGCUCUGUCAGAAGUAUUAGUCCUAUUAAACCAAAGUCUACUCUCCUGAAACUUCCAGUCAAUACGGAGCAAAUUCACCAUGGACCACUGAAAGACUUGUCAUAUGUUGUCUGCCAACCCAUCAUCCACCAACUAGUUCUAAACCAAAUAGCCCUCAGCCAACCAGACACGAAUCAACUGGGUAUGAAUCAAUCAAGCUUACCAGACAUGAACCAGCCAGGCACGAUCUUACAUGGCUGUAGGGUCAUAGUUCCUCUUGCUUCUGUUGUCUGCCCUCUGGAAUUGGCUGCCUGUGAAAACAUGCUAGAUGCAAUGAAGUUAACAGCAAAGGAUGUACUCAGGGGUGGCUUUGGGGAUCAUCCCCUUUUCUACUGCUUGAUUGCAGAAGUACACAAUCAUCAAAAACCAUUAGGCAAAGUGACUGUUGGAUUUGCCAUGUACUACUUUACAUAUGACCCCUGGAUUGGCAAGUUACUUUACCUAGAGGACUUUUAUGUCAUACAAGCUUACCGAGGUCUAGGUAUUGGAGCUGAAAUGCUGAAGAGGCUAGGUCAGAUAGCCGUCAGAAGCCAGUGUAACUGCAUGAAGUUUCUGGUUGUCAUUUGGAACCAGGCUUCUACUGACUACUAUACUCGUCGAGGGGCUUUAGACCUUUCCUCCGAGGAGGGCAGGCAUCUGUUCAGGUUUAACAGAGAAGAACUAAUGGACAUGGCAGGGGAAGAGUUAAAGAUGACUCAUCACAAAUUGUCCCAAUACAGGCUCCAAUAUUUAAAUGUCACCUGA